Molecule: messenger RNA, 1075 nt
Organism: Carya illinoinensis
Lineage: Eukaryota; Viridiplantae; Streptophyta; Magnoliopsida; Fagales; Juglandaceae
Product: cytochrome b561 and DOMON domain-containing protein At5g35735-like
Exons: 4
Coding region: 125-931 (268 amino acids)
Source: RefSeq, a predicted model, not a curated record
CCAACAAACUACUCUUUGUUGGAUCCUGAAUAACUGGGUAGUUUCAUACAACAUUGCUGAUUUCCAUUGCAUUUAGCAACUAGAAUGCAAUGGAAAUGGUUGAAUUCAUUUAAGACAUUGAUUGAUGUUACAAAUUGUUAGCGGAGAGAGCAUGAAUUCCCAUUGCAUUAUGAUUCUCAGUAUGGUGUUCCCCCUCCAGUAUUCCAUCACUGCCCAAGCCUCUUCAUGGAAUGGGGGGCUCCCUCUCAUACAAACAGAAAGAGGAAUUGACUCCAUUGUUGCAGAUGUAAUGCUUCAGAUGCAUGCCACUUCUCUACAAAGUUCUAAUAGUACUGGGGUGACUAUAAACCUGAGAUCUGGGAAGGCGGCUCGUCACUUCAGGCAUCAUCACCACCUCAAAAAUGUUCAGGGCGUUUUAAUCAUUAUAGGAUGGGGAACAAUGCUCCCCAUUGGGGUAAUGAUUGCAAGGUACUUUAAGAACUUUCCCAUCGCAUGGAGCGAAUGGUACUCGGUUCACAUAAUAUUUCAGGGAAUUGGAUAUACGCUGGGCACAAUCGGAUGGGGGAUUGGGAUAUGCCUUGAAAACACUUUGAGGCUACACAUCUCUAAAGCACAAAGAGUUCUGAGUAUCAUUGUAUUUAUCUGCACAACUAUACAAAUGCUUGCCAUUUUCUGGCAACCAAAGAAAGAAGCUGAACAUCGCAGGUGCUGGGAGGUAUACCACCAUUUUCUUGGGUAUGCAGUGAUUGUACUAAUUAUAACAAACAUAUUUCUGGGGAUCAAUGAUGAAGAUCAAGCUGAAAAAUGGAGAUGGGUUUACGGGGUAAUACUCGGAGUUCUAGCUUUAAUAGCUCUAGCUUUGGAAACUUAUAGAUGGAUUAAGUCCAAUCAACUUCGGCAGGCGAACAGCAACAUGUUCACCUUCCCCUGAGUUCUAGGCUCUCUGAACAAACAGAACCCCAAAUAAAUAAUGAUUUUUUUUACAGUAAACGUAUUUUUCCUAGCUCUUUUGCAUUUGUGUAUCCUUUUUUUUUAAAUUUUUAAAGUAAACAGGGUAAAAUUAAAAAGAGCCAAA